GCGAAUAUGCGAUAAUAAGACGUGAAUCUAUGUUAAUCUGUUUUAUCUUCAGCGUUAUACAUUGUAACACCAAACGAAAGAGCGAGCUUUCGGAACACCCCGGAAAAGUAUCGUCAGUUUUUUAUUGCGGGUGCGAUAGAAUGGUGGGGGAUUGCUGUAACCAAUGAGCCCGCAAAAAGCGGCUCCUGCGCGAUGCGCGUGGCGCGCUGCGCCGCAUAAUCUUGCGUAUCAGUGAUCGGCAGUGCCAUCCAGAAGGCAGUAGGUUACGGGUUCUAACGUGGUGAAAUUUAAGGAGUCCUUAUUGGUGCGAUUGGUGAAAAAAGGAAACGUGUGAGGGGAUAGAGGGCACACGAUAGUAGGUGCACGAUACUCGCGAGUGUCGGAAGAUCUAGUGCCGAGCCAUCAUGGCGAAUCCACGAAAGUUCAGUGACAAGAUCGCGCUACACAAACAGAAGGAAGCACAGGAAAGAGCGGCGUUCGAGGCUAUCAUGCGAGAAGUUUCGGAUUACACAAGCAGAAUCCACUCGGCGAGCAGCUCGGUGUGCGCCAGUCCCACGGGAUCCGGGGUACUGGAGACUCCUUUGUCCGUGAAGAGUGCCGGCGCCAGUCCACCGCAGUCCAGCGGCAAACACCUGCACAUUAACCUGGGGAAUCAGUUCAGGGCGGGUGGCUCUCUGCCGAACGUUAACAACAACGCGAAUUGCGCCAAUGACGCGAAACAACACGCAUCGUCGCACAACGCCGCUAUUCACUCGAUCGACCUUAAGGAUCCGCCGUACCGCAACAACGAGAGGGGAAGGAGCAUGGGCGUCGGGCCGAUGCGGUCGCGUCCCAUGGAGAAGAGGCACGACACCUCGCCGUACAGCGGCGUCCCGUAUCUUUCGCCGCCGCCCCCGGACACGUGGAGGAGAACCAAUUCGGAUUCGGCCCUCCAUCAGAGCGCCAACGAAGCCUGCCAAUCGACCACCACCAUCCCCCAUCGGCGAGAUCAACACACCAUAAGCGGAUCCGGGAGCGAGAACAGAAACUUGCAUUACGGAUUCAUCGAACGGCCGAGAUCGUCCUGCGAGAUACCCCGAGUGCCUGGAAACAACAUAGAUCCGAGCUCUCAGCCAGCGGGGCAGCAAAUUCCCAUAGGGAACACGCGAUCGUUGCCCGACCUGGCCCAUUUCCAGUCGGAUCAAGAGGAUCACUCGAGCAGCACGCCGUUCAGCAACAACCAUUUAUCAGUGCCUGUUAACUCUAGGUUUCUUCACACGUGUAAGGGUGUGGCGUUGGAAAACAGCACAAGUACUUCGCAACAGGAUCUUCAGAGCUACUCGCAACAACCACCGAUGGCCCAGCCACCGACGGCGACCACCCACAGCCCGGCUGGCCACCACUACAUUUAUCCGCACAGUCCUGUGCCACCGCAAAGUCCAAAGUCGACAACGCAAACGCAGCAACCGCAGCUCAACUCGUUGGGCUCGUACAGGUCCUCGCAGCAGGUGAACAGGCCGUCGCCGCAGUCGUCGCCCGGGCUAACGAUUCAAGGGAGCCCGUUGAGCUACAGCAAUAAUCCAUCGGCGCCUCCCAGCCCCACGGGUCAUCCAGGUCCACCGAACUUGACGUCGGAGAGCAUCGACCAAAACAGUUAUUUUAUGAACCAGGCACAAGCGGCGGCGCUUCAACAGGAUUUCGAGCAGUUCACGAUGGAUUGGCCGAAAUUCGCGCAGCAGCUCAUGGAACUUGGUUGCACCUGGAGCACGCAGAUAGAGAUGGACACCCCUGUGCCGACCAACAUGAUCGGGACGUACAUCAGUUCGCCGAACCACACCACCAGUUACGCGCAGAACGACACGAUGAACGUCGGCGGUGAAUUGGGGAGCGGGGACGCGGGUUACUUCAGCACGAGCCCCCAGGUUCCGUAUCAGCCAGCGUCUACCACGACCGCGACGAGCAACAACACAACCACCGCCCAACAGCUCACCCCACAGACGCCCAACACACCGACGAUCAUCCUCACAGAUUUCUCCGGGGCGGACGAUCUUACGAAUCCGGAAUUCGUGAAGGACCUUGGCUCGGCGAUGAUGGGCGAUUUCGACCCGGACAUAUUCCCGUCGGACGACGCUCUGAGGCAGGGCCUCGACCCGAUCGACAUGGACGGUCUACAAAUGCUCACCGACCCGACCAUGGUUAUAUCGGAUCCAAGCGCCGAGGCCCAUUUUAGGCGGGACCGACUUUAAGGCGAGACAAUUUUCAGAUCAAUUUUCAGAUUAUGCGCUGACUAUUAUUAUCGUAGGGAAAA
Messenger RNA from Apis dorsata (giant honeybee), 2287 nucleotides. It is a transcript of the gene Crtc, whose product is annotated as CREB-regulated transcription coactivator 1-like. The coding region runs from base 405 to 2225 and encodes 606 amino acids. Gene Ontology annotation, cellular component: cytoplasm; nucleus. Gene Ontology annotation, biological process: positive regulation of transcription by RNA polymerase II; protein homotetramerization. NCBI's taxonomy places the organism in Eukaryota, Metazoa, Arthropoda, Insecta, Hymenoptera, Apidae. Gene Ontology annotation, molecular function: cAMP response element binding protein binding. The record is from RefSeq and is a predicted model, not a curated record. The transcript has 13 exons.